Galeopterus variegatus (Sunda flying lemur) is the source of this 2135-nucleotide messenger RNA. RefSeq names its product haloacid dehalogenase-like hydrolase domain containing 2 (gene HDHD2). The transcript is spliced from 7 exons. Bases 119 to 898 code for a protein of 259 amino acids. The record is from RefSeq and is a predicted model, not a curated record. Lineage: Eukaryota; Metazoa; Chordata; Mammalia; Dermoptera; Cynocephalidae. Gene Ontology annotation, molecular function: phosphatase activity. Gene Ontology annotation, biological process: dephosphorylation.
CAGGCAGCUGCCCGGCGCUCCAGGCCGGCGGAGAGGACCUGCGGAAGGCGCCUCUGUGCCGACUCUGCUGUUAGCGGGGCCUUCCUGAGGACGGCGUGCUUAGUGCGGGGAAUGAAGGAUGGCAGCACGCCGUGCAUUAAAAGCUGUUUUGGUGGAUCUCAGUGGCACACUUCACAUUGAAGAUGCAGCUGUGCCAGGCGCACAGGAAGCUCUUAAAAGGUUACGUAGUACUUCUGUAAUGGUUAGGUUUGUGACCAACACGACCAAAGAGAGCAAGCAAGACCUACUGGAAAGGUUGAAAAAAUUGGAGUUUGACAUUUCUGAAGAUGAAAUAUUCACAUCUCUGACUGCAGCCAGAAGUUUAGUAGAGCAGAAACAGGUCAGGCCCAUGCUGCUAAUUGAUGAUCGAGCACUACCUGAUUUCAAAGGAAUACAAACAAGUGAUCCUAAUGCUGUGGUCAUAGGAUUAGCACCAGAACAUUUUCAUUAUCAAAUUUUGAAUCAAGCAUUCCGGUUACUCCUGGAUGGGGCGCCUCUGAUAGCAAUCCACAAAGGCAGGUAUUACAAGAGGAAAGAUGGCUUAGCCCUGGGGCCUGGACCAUUUGUGACUGCUUUAGAGUAUGCCACAGACACUAAAGCCACAGUAGUGGGAAAACCAGAGAGGACGUUCUUUUUGGAGGCAUUGCGGGGCACUGGCUGUGAACCUGAGGAGGCCGUCAUGAUAGGAGAUGAUUGCAGGGAUGAUGUUGGUGGGGCUCAGAAUGUCGGCAUGCUGGGCAUCUUAGUAAAAACUGGGAAAUAUCGAGCAUCAGAUGAAGAAAAAGUCAGUCCACCUCCUUACUUAACUUGUGAGAGCUUCCCUCAUGCUGUGGACCACAUUCUGCAGCAUCUACUGUGAACCAUUAUAUAAAUCUGAAGCAACUUGAAACGCGGCUUUUCAUUGUCUGGAAUGAAUCCCUUACCAACUCAAUGCCAGCAUCAGGAGACACAUGCCACUCAGUGCUGAUCAUGUCUUAAUCCUCUUUUAUUGUGCAUUAAUUAGAAAGAAAGGUAUUGAAUUACAGCCAGGCACUAAGCGUUGCUAAUCCCUUUUGUUUUAUUUUGUAAAAGAAGAUGAGACCCAAAGAAAGGGAAAGCUGAGAUUUGCGCCAUUCCUUUUAAAAUAUUCAUCAGUUUAGGCAGGCCUGGGAGGGAGAAGCUACUGCAAGGAAUAGUGGUCUCUGCGAAUGUCCUCACCGGUAAAGUAGGAGGGGGGAAUUCAGAUUGUGAAUAAGGUUGAAUGGUAGUUUUAAAAUUAUAAAGUAAUUUGUUGAAAGGUGCAUUAGACUGGGUAUAAGACAGAAGCGGCAAAAUGAAUUGUCCUUUAGCCCAAGUGAUACAGUGAAUGUGCUUUAACAGAUGGUGAAAACUAGAUUUUUCUGCUGUAUUCCCAGCACGGGUGACUUCUUUUUCUCUUCAUUAGCCAGAGAUGACUAAUUUAAAUUUAGAUCCUGAUUUUAAUUUAAAAUAAUAUUUCCAUUAAUAACCUAUUCAUUGCAGAUACCUAUUAUACUGUGUAACAGUUGUUUUGGAAAUUUUAUGUAAAAUUAAAACUAUCAGUAUUUUACAGAUGUUUUAAUUAGACAUUGUUAUUAACAGAAACAGUGAAGAAACUAAAAUCAAGCCUUUAAUGUCUUAUAGACCAUGCAUUUUUGAAGUUAGUGUCCACUGGGGUCCUAUUAACUGUACAUUUGCAAGAUUUCAUUAUUUUUGCCUUUGACACUGGGAAAAAUCUUUUAGAAGCUAUUGGGACAGAUUCAAGCUUUUAUGUACUUGGUUACUACAGCUGUAAAAUGAAAUUUCGUCUUGUAGCAUGGAUUAUUCUUCUCAUGUUAAACCCACCAAAAUGAAGGGGACUAAAUAGGUAAUGAUUUUCCUAGUGCAUUUGCAUAUUGUGAUAAUCCUGGGCCUUUGCAAUUGUUUUAUAGGACUCCUGGGCAUUGAAUUAUUAGAAUGUAAUUGUACAUCACUGUAGUGUUCACCUUAUUGAAUCUCACACUGGUGUUAAUGAGCUUGGGGUUUUGAUGCUUGUUUAGAGAUCAGCUUGGUCUUGCAUGGGAGGGAGCAAAGCUAAAUAAAUGGUAGUUUGGUGAGCA